Endocarpon pusillum Z07020 is the source of this 1620-nucleotide messenger RNA. RefSeq lists its product as uncharacterized. The transcript has a single exon. Lineage: Eukaryota; Fungi; Ascomycota; Eurotiomycetes; Verrucariales; Verrucariaceae. Bases 1 to 1620 code for a protein of 539 amino acids. The record is from RefSeq and is a predicted model, not a curated record.
AUGACUCAACUUUCGGCUGGACUCAAACGAUCAAUUGCUCUGAAUACUAUCGGUAUCGCACUUGUUAUGCUCUGGUUGCUUUCACCACUUAGCAGUCAAGCAGUAUUACGCAUCUUAACUAUUGGCACUAAUACAACCACGACGAGUCUUCCCUUGCAUUACCUAAACGUGAGCAACUGGAGCGACUUAAGGGGGGGCACUUCAGAUGGCCAGCUAGCCUUGAUAGCCCCAAAUACACUACUAAAUGCAGCUCUCAUCAGUCCCAUCGGCCUCAAGGCUGCACCUCAGGAUUUGUGGAAUCAUGUCAAGAUUCCACAGCUUUCCCGUAUGUCGUCGGGCCGAGCUGAUCCCGAUGGCUGGUAUCAAGUCACCGCAAACAGCACAGAUGAUUUUUCCUCGCUUAUCGGCAUUCCCAUCGUCUCUCUGCCAAAAAUGGACCACCGGUCCAUAAAUCUUUCCUUGGAGUCAUGGUACUGGGAUCUGGAGUGCAGUCCUUGGCAGCCUAAUCCUCGGCAGCUUGUCAAUUCAACCAUCGUUCCGACAUUUGAAUCCUUUCAGUGGGACAGCCUUGUGAACAAUGGUCGAUCAAAGAACUUUCUUUAUCCACCUUUUAUAGUUUACUAUAACGACUCCCUCACCGCGGGAAAUCGCGCCACAGAUGCUUGCAAUGCGGAUAAUUUUCUCUCCAGAACCAGCGUUAUUGAUUGCCCAGAGCUCGGUGUUCGGAGAAUCGGUAUCAAACUUCAGGGUGCAUAUCCGGAACUUCUCUCCGAAUGCCAGAUCAGAACUGUGUAUGUGGAGACGGAGAUUUUCUGUUCUGACGGGAUAUGUGUCCCAAAUCGUAUCAGAGAGUCUAAAGUCCAUCAUCUGCAGAGCAACUGGACCAUGCUCGAUAUAUGGACAGGAACAAGUGCUAUCAGCUACACUGUCCCAAGCCUCUUCUUCAACAAUUUCGCAAAUUCUAUCGCAGGGAGGCAAAAUGGAGGAGGGGGCUCAAAUGCAAUGAUUGGAUACAUUGACAACCCAAACACCCCCUUCAGUUCCAACAGCCCCGGGCAUUUAGGUGAGGCACCAGACCUUCAAAAAAUUGAUGACAAACUAAUCACUUCACGUUUCACACAAAUUAUGAAUACGUACUGGCUCGUGUCCAUCGGCAGUCAGCUAGUGAUGGGCACGAAUGGAGACUUCAAUCUCAGUGCAACAAGUUCUCAACAAUUUGACCCCAAAUACAAGACCAGUUUGACCAGCACCGUACUCGCUACAAUCAACACAACAGAAGACGUGUUGCAAUGCUCCGUGGUUUGGCUAACAAUAUUCAUGCUGGUCACGCUGAUCGCAUUUGCCGCUGCUGUCUGUGGACUGGCCAUCAUCAUGAUGUCUUCAGGUCCGAGGCUUGCGAUGAAUAUAUCAACCGUGAUCCGGGACAACCGGUACUGUCCAAGCAUCUCCAAGGGCUCGUACCUCGAUGACAAUGACAGGUCUCGGGAUUUGCAGAACUUGACUGUACGGAUUGGCGACGUUAAGCCAAGCGAGAGUGUCGGACACAUUGCAAUAUCGACGACAGGUACUGGUGAUUCUGUGAUAAUGGAUCGGUUGAGGAAAAGAAGGUUCUAUGACUGA